AUGUAUGCAACAUCUUCUUCGACUCUGUUUCCAACACCACAAAGUCUCUUUCUUUCUCCUCAUCUUCCUCCAAGAUCUUUCCUUUAUCGUUGGUGCUAUGGCGGCGGUUCGUUCUAUAACCGAAGGAGUUGUGAUCAAAGAGGGAGGAAAUGGAGCAUAGUAACGAAAGCUAGACUCUCUCCUUAUGAGGUUCUUGGUGUGUCUCGUUCGGCGACACCUCAAGAUAUAAAGAGGGCGUACCGUAGACUAGCUCUCAAGUAUCACCCUGAUGUUAAUAAAGAGGCAAAUGCACAGAAGUUUCUGAGGAUAAAACAUGCGUACACCACUUUCAUAAACUCUGAGUCACGGCGUAAGUACGAGUCAGAUAGUCGUGAGUCUGCUGGAUAUUCAGGUCCAACAAGCCGAAAAAGCAACAGGGAUUUCUUCAAAGAUCUGGAAGAAGAGUUCAAGAACUGGGAAGCUAGUGCGUCCUUUUCACAAGGAACACCUAAAAAGUCUUUGGGAGGAACUUGCGGCUCUGACUCUCAUGUUGUUAACUUGACAUUUUAUUCUCAGGAAAUUGGGGAAGAAUUUGUGGAGUUUCUUGAGAAAGAACUUAACAUAAGCGAUGAAGACAAUGAUGAACCAAGCAAAAAAGGAGAAAGAUUUGAUUUUAACGAAAGAUCCUCAAGGGACAGGAAGAACAGUAUAGAAGGGAAUAUUGAUGAGAUAGAAGCAACCCUAGCUCAACUCAAAAAAGAUUUUGGCUUGCAAUAA
Messenger RNA from Eruca vesicaria subsp. sativa (arugula), 756 nucleotides. The record is from the annotation of a GenBank genome assembly. NCBI's taxonomy places the organism in Eukaryota, Viridiplantae, Streptophyta, Magnoliopsida, Brassicales, Brassicaceae.